This is a messenger RNA of Homo sapiens (human), 4079 nucleotides long. It is a transcript of the gene NIBAN2, whose product is annotated as niban apoptosis regulator 2. The transcript has 15 exons. Bases 118 to 2577 code for a protein of 819 amino acids. The record is from RefSeq and is a predicted model, not a curated record. Gene Ontology annotation, cellular component: membrane; cytosol; adherens junction. Lineage: Eukaryota; Metazoa; Chordata; Mammalia; Primates; Hominidae.
GUAGACGCUGCUGGGCAGAGGUUUAAGGAAGGAGUCCGGGCAGAUGCCUAGGUUUAAAACCCGUGAGGGUGGAGCAAAGCCAUUCUCUUCUCCUGGUAGAAUCUUAGGGCCUGAGUCAUGGAAGGGUACAAUCUUUUGAUCUCAAAAAUUUUAAAACUGGAAGAACAGGAAGUGUCCACCCCCUGGGACUGGUCCCAUUUUUUUGGAGCUGGGCUGCUUCUGGCCCACGAAGGUGAAGGGGCCUGCCUGGUGACGUGGUGGAUGGUAAGCCUGAAGAAGCAGGGAGCCCAGAGGUUUUGGGGUCAGAGGAGCACCAGCCUAUGGCCCUGGACCCCUGGGGUAUUCAGCGAGUUCCUGGAGGACGGUGGGAUGGGGCUGUGGUUCCAGCAAGAAAAAACCGGGAAGAUCCUGACGGAGUUCCUCCAGUUCUAUGAAGACCAGUAUGGCGUGGCUCUCUUCAACAGCAUGCGCCAUGAGAUUGAGGGCACGGGGCUGCCGCAGGCCCAGCUGCUCUGGCGCAAGGUGCCACUGGACGAGCGCAUCGUCUUCUCGGGGAACCUCUUCCAGCACCAGGAGGACAGCAAGAAGUGGAGAAACCGCUUCAGCCUCGUGCCCCACAACUACGGGCUGGUGCUCUACGAAAACAAAGCGGCCUAUGAGCGGCAGGUCCCACCACGAGCCGUCAUCAACAGUGCAGGCUACAAAAUCCUCACGUCCGUGGACCAAUACCUGGAGCUCAUUGGCAACUCCUUACCAGGGACCACGGCAAAGUCGGGCAGUGCCCCCAUCCUCAAGUGCCCCACACAGUUCCCGCUCAUCCUCUGGCAUCCUUAUGCGCGUCACUACUACUUCUGCAUGAUGACAGAAGCCGAGCAGGACAAGUGGCAGGCUGUGCUGCAGGACUGCAUCCGGCACUGCAACAAUGGAAUCCCUGAGGACUCCAAGGUAGAGGGCCCUGCGUUCACAGAUGCCAUCCGCAUGUACCGACAGUCCAAGGAGCUGUACGGCACCUGGGAGAUGCUGUGUGGGAACGAGGUGCAGAUCCUGAGCAACCUGGUGAUGGAGGAGCUGGGCCCUGAGCUGAAGGCAGAGCUCGGCCCGCGGCUGAAGGGGAAACCGCAGGAGCGGCAGCGGCAGUGGAUCCAGAUCUCGGACGCCGUGUACCACAUGGUGUACGAGCAGGCCAAGGCGCGCUUCGAGGAGGUGCUGUCCAAGGUGCAGCAGGUGCAGCCGGCCAUGCAGGCCGUCAUCCGAACUGACAUGGACCAAAUUAUCACCUCCAAGGAGCACCUUGCCAGCAAGAUCCGAGCCUUCAUCCUCCCCAAGGCAGAGGUGUGCGUGCGGAACCAUGUCCAGCCCUACAUCCCAUCCAUCCUGGAGGCCCUGAUGGUCCCCACCAGCCAGGGCUUCACUGAGGUGCGAGAUGUCUUCUUCAAGGAGGUCACGGACAUGAACCUGAACGUCAUCAACGAGGGCGGCAUUGACAAGCUGGGCGAGUACAUGGAGAAGCUGUCCCGGCUGGCGUACCACCCCCUGAAGAUGCAGAGCUGCUAUGAGAAGAUGGAGUCGCUGCGACUGGACGGGCUGCAGCAGCGAUUUGAUGUGUCCAGCACGUCCGUGUUCAAGCAGCGAGCCCAGAUCCACAUGCGGGAGCAAAUGGACAAUGCCGUGUAUACGUUCGAGACCCUCCUGCACCAGGAGCUGGGGAAGGGGCCCACCAAGGAGGAGCUGUGCAAGUCCAUCCAGCGGGUCCUGGAGCGGGUGCUGAAGAAAUACGACUACGACAGCAGCUCUGUGCGGAAGAGGUUCUUCCGGGAGGCGCUGCUGCAGAUCAGCAUCCCGUUCCUGCUCAAGAAGCUGGCCCCUACCUGCAAGUCGGAGCUGCCCCGGUUCCAGGAGCUGAUCUUCGAGGACUUUGCCAGGUUCAUCCUGGUGGAAAACACGUACGAGGAGGUGGUGCUGCAGACCGUCAUGAAGGACAUCCUGCAGGCUGUGAAGGAGGCCGCGGUGCAGAGGAAGCACAACCUCUACCGGGACAGCAUGGUCAUGCACAACAGCGACCCCAACCUGCACCUGCUGGCCGAGGGCGCCCCCAUCGACUGGGGCGAGGAGUACAGCAACAGCGGCGGGGGCGGCAGCCCCAGCCCCAGCACCCCGGAGUCAGCCACCCUCUCGGAAAAGCGACGGCGCGCCAAGCAGGUGGUCUCUGUGGUCCAGGAUGAGGAGGUGGGGCUGCCCUUUGAGGCUAGCCCUGAGUCACCACCACCUGCGUCCCCGGACGGUGUCACUGAGAUCCGAGGCCUGCUGGCCCAAGGUCUGCGGCCUGAGAGCCCCCCACCAGCCGGCCCCCUGCUCAACGGGGCCCCCGCUGGGGAGAGUCCCCAGCCUAAGGCCGCCCCCGAGGCCUCCUCGCCGCCUGCCUCACCCCUCCAGCAUCUCCUGCCUGGAAAGGCUGUGGACCUUGGGCCCCCCAAGCCCAGCGACCAGGAGACUGGAGAGCAGGUGUCCAGCCCCAGCAGCCACCCCGCCCUCCACACCACCACCGAGGACAGUGCAGGGGUGCAGACUGAGUUCUAGGCCAGUGGGUCCCUGACUGCUGCACAUGGCACAGGCCGUUCCCUUCCGGACCCAGGCAGGCUCAGCUCUGGGGAGGGCACCCUGGUCUGUGCCUUGUGGGUGGAGGCGGGGCAGGGCUGUGUGGCACCGCCAGGGAGCGGGCCCACCUGAGUCACUUUAUUGGGUUCAGUCAACACUUUCUUGCUCCCUGUUUUCUCUUCUGUGGGAUGAUCUCAGAUGCAGGGGCUGGUUUUGGGGUUUUCCUGCUUGUGCCAAGGGCUGGACACUGCUGGGGGGCUGGAAAGCCCCUCCCUUCCUGUCCUUCUGUGGCCUCCAUCCCCUCAUGGGUGCUGCCAUCCUUCCUGGAGAGAGGGAGGUGAAAGCUGGUGUGAGCCCAGUGGGUUCCCGCCCACUCACCCAGGAGCUGGCUGGGCCAGGACCGGGAGAGGGAGCACUGCUGCCCUCCUGGCCCUGCUCCUUCCGCAGUUAGGGGUGGACCGAGCCUCGCUUUCCCCACUGUUCUGGAGGGAAGGGGAAGGAGGGGGUCUUCAGGCUGGAGCCAGGCUGGGGGUGCUGGGUGGAGAGAUGAGAUUUAGGGGGUGCCUCAUGGGGUGGGCAGGCCUGGGGUGAAAUGAGAAAGGCCCAGAACGUGCAGGUCUGCGGAGGGGAAGUGUCCUGAGUGAAGGAGGGGACCCCCAUCCUGGGGGAUGCUGGGAGUGAGUGAGUGAGAUGGCUGAGUGAGGGUUAUGGGGAGCCUGAGGUUUUAUGGGCCUGUGUAUCCCCUUCUCCCGGCCCCAGCCUGCCUCCCUCCUGCCCGCCUGGCCCACAGGUCUCCCUCUGGUCCCUGUCCCUCUGGUGGUUGGGGAUGGAGCGGCAGCAAGGGGUGUAAUGGGGCUGGGUUCUGUCUUCUACAGGCCACCCCGAGGUCCUCAGUGGUUGCCUGGGGAGCCGGACGGGGCUCCUGAGGGGUACAGGUUGGGUGGGCCCUCCCUGAGGGUCUGGGGUCAGGCUUUGGCCUCUGCUGCCUCUCAGUCACCAAGUCACCUCCCUCUGAAAAUCCAGUCCCUUCUUUGGAUGUCCUUGUGAGUCACUCUGGGCCUGGCUGUCGUCCCUCCUCAGCUUCUUGUUCCUGGGACAAGGGUCAAGCCAGGAUGGGCCCAGGCCUGGGAUCCCCCACCCCAGGACCCCCAGGCCCCCUCCCCUGCUGCUUUGCGGGGGGCAGGGCAGAAAUGGACUCCUUUUGGGUCCCCGAGGUGGGGUCCCCUCCCAGCCCUGCAUCCUCCGUGCCCUAGACCUGCUCCCCAGAGGAGGGGCCUUGACCCACAGGACGUGUGGUGGCGCCUGGCACUCAGGGACCCCCAGCUGCCGCAGCCCUGGUCUCUGGCGCAUCUCUUCCCUCUUGUCCCGAAGAUCUGCGCCUCUAGUGCCUUUUGAGGGGUUCCCAUCAUCCCUCCCUGAUAUUGUAUUGAAAAUAUUAUGCACACUGUUCAUGCUUCUACUAAUCAAUAAACGCUUUAUUUAAA